Molecule: messenger RNA, 1169 nt
Organism: Rhizophagus irregularis DAOM 181602=DAOM 197198
Lineage: Eukaryota; Fungi; Glomeromycota; Glomeromycetes; Glomerales; Glomeraceae
Source: RefSeq, a predicted model, not a curated record
UAUAAAUUAAUAAAUAAAUACCCAUCGUAAUAUUUUUUUAGGCUUUUAAAUUACACAGCAAUUCCCGAAUUUGGUUUGCAUGCCGGUUUUUACGCGUAUUACGAAUUUACCAUGAAUUUUAAUCCCAAACAUCCCUAACAUAGAUCCUGGUACGUUUAUUUUUUCGUUAAGCAGGAAAAUGACAACCAACGAAAAUCAAGAGUUACAACAAGAAGAAUUCGUAGCACUUUCUUCAAUAUUUGGUGAAGAAGCUUUUCAAUUAGACACUUUUUCCUCUGAACCAUAUCUUGCGUACACUUUUAAAUUAUCUUUAGAAAAUAAUGUUAUUCUUCCCGAAGAAAAAUCAAACAUAACAGAACAAGAUAGAAAUUUUAUUAAUAAAUCAUCCAGAGAAUUUACUCUAAGAUUUCAUUUUCCGCCUGAAUAUCCUUCUUCUGAACCUCCAAGUUACGAAAUAAAAAGUUUAUAUUGUGGUACAUUAAAAAUAGAUCAAAGUAUAAAAGAUGACAUUGAAAAAAAUUUUAAACGAUUAUUUAUUCCUGGUGAAGUUGUUAUAUUUUCUUGGAUUGAGUGGCUUCAAGAUUUUAUGAUAAAUAAGUUAAAAAUUUAUGAAAAUGAAGAUGCUACGUUAAAAAAUAUGAUACAGUCCGAGCAUCAGAUAAUUGAAAUAGUGCAUUUCGCAAAUGUUGCAAAUACUGAAGAACAAUUGAAUGAGGAGAAGAUUGAGUGUCCUCAAAUAACACAUGGAGAUCAAUUCGAACAUAAAAAAUCUAUAUUUGUUGCUCAUCUAGCUUCUGUAUAUAAUUUACAACAAGUUAAACUUGUAAGAUCUACUUUAUUAUUAGAUAAAAAAAUAGCCAAAGCUUCGCAUAAUAUAAUGGCUUACAGAAUUGUUCAAGAAAAUGGUAUAAUAUUACAGGAUAAUGAUGAUGAUGGUGAAACUGCAGCUGGAGGCAGAUUACUUCAUCUGUUGCAAUUAGUUGACGCAAAAAAUGUUAUUGUAAUAGUUUCAAGAUGGUUUGGCGGAAUUUUAUUAGGCCCAGAGAGAUUUAAAGAUAUUCAAAAUUGCGCCAGAGAUCUUUUAGAAAAAUGUGGUUAUAUUACAAAUAGUAAUGAACAAAAAUCUUCGGGAAGAAAUAAAAAGAAAAGACCUUAGUUAAGUAUUUAAG